AUGGAUCCCCCGAACCCCCGCACAGGCUUCGCACUGGCAGCAUUCAAAAACCGGAAGUGUCUUGUCACAAUCGUUUUGUUCUGGUCGUUUUUGGCGGCUUACACUUUCCUUUUUCAUGGGGCGCUCUAUACUAGGGUGACCUGGAGCAAGAUUAGUGGCACCCUGGAGCACUCAGUCGUCGGACUCCAAAUUCAGAACGAUACUGCCCCGAAUAUGAUAAGCGCAACGGAAGAGGAUGAUAUCCAGAUACAUGGAUGGGAUUAUGACGGAAAAAGCGCUGACACGGAAGAAAGAGAUGUGGCGGAUGAAGAGAUCGAACUGCUUCCUCUGGAGCCCCUACACGAGGAAUUCCUCGCGGGCCGUGCGACGGUGUUCCUCUUGAGGAUCCAGAAAGCGGCCAGCAGCACUCUUGACGUCAUGUUCUCGACUGAUGUCAGCAUGACGGAGUGCGAGCCGAACAUGCGCGCGCUCGAGGGACUGGAAGGAGAAACUUGCAAUCGGCUCUUCAAUCUGCUGCAUUAUGCAGAGUACGAUCCGGAAAACUGCCAAGGGAUGGCGGCUUGGGACGACCCAGCCUGGCAAAACAUGGAUUGCAUAUCAUGGAUCUUCUCCUAUAGCUACGUGGCGAAAUACCACAGCUUCACAGCGCCGAUACGCGCCCGCAUCCAGCGCACUUUCCAGCGCGCGCGUCUCGUCAGCGGCCACUUCUCGUACGGCCUCCACUCGAUCGGCCACCGGGGCACCUUCGCUUACGUCACCACGCUCCGGCACCCGGUGUCCCGUGUCGUCAGCUGGUGGAACUGGAACAUCCAGACGGGGAAGCUUUCGCCGGUCGUUCCGCCAGCUGGCAACGCGACGUUCGACGAAUUCGUCUGGGAUGACGAUUUCCGAUUCGGCGGUUUUCAGACAAGCAACCACAUGACACGGGUCUUAUGCAACCGUGAAACAGGUGUCCAACUGGAAGACGGCGCCUCUGCUGAGGAGCGUUUAGUCGAAGGAGACACGCCGCGCGCGCUGCUCGCCGAAGUGACGCGCGAGCACUACGAGUGCGCGCUGCGCAACCUGCGCAGCUUCGCGCUGGUGUUCGUAGCCGAAAACAUGUCGGACGUCAAGCCCUUGGCCCCCGUUGUCUCUCGCUUGUUUAACAUGAAAGAAAUAGUGGGUCCUCUCGAGGACACCGUAAUCAACCCGACCACGUUGGAUGACGCUAGCACGGGGCUGGUGGUGCGUUCGCAUAAUUUAUCAGAAGCCACGGCGGCAAGGCUUGCGGAUUUGAACAGAUGGGACGCUUUGUUGUACGAGGAGGAGGGCAAGCUACAUAAGAUCUCAGUUGCGAGGUUGAAAAAGUGGGGCAGCUCAGAGCAAGCCUAA
Molecule: messenger RNA, 1371 nt
Organism: Klebsormidium nitens
Lineage: Eukaryota; Viridiplantae; Streptophyta; Klebsormidiophyceae; Klebsormidiales; Klebsormidiaceae
Source: the annotation of a GenBank genome assembly